AUGAAGAAACAUAUUGCGCCCGCCGCUUGUGCUGACGGCCCUUUCUCUUCCUCCUCCCACCAUCUCGCUCUCCUCUAUGUAUUUGGAGGGGUGAUGGAUACUAUUCUGGGCUCGAUGGGCGCGGCGGAGGUGCAGCGGCAGAUACACAUCUACUACUACAUCAACGCCGCCGCCUUCACGCUCCUCUUCUACGACUACCUUAUCACGCUGGAAUGGGAGGUCGCGCGCUACUGGGGCGCGGGCCGGACCUCGCCGACGCUGCUCUUCUUCGCCAACCGGUACGGCACGCUCCUCGGAAACAUCCCCGUUGUGCUGCUCAACGUGUGGGUCGCCCCGCCCACGGACGCGAAGACGAGAAUAAUUGUCGGCAUUAUGCUGAUUCUCAGGACCUACGCACUCUACGAGCGGAGCCGGUAUGUGUUGGGGUUCAUGGUUGCUGCAAGUGCGGGUAUCAUUGCGGUCGGCGUGUGGGGCACUCUGCACUCCAGCGCGCUCCCAGAGUCUGAUAAAGGCACCGCCAUCCCGCUCCCGCUCGGCUGCACGUACGGAAUCAAGAAGCGCGAGAGCACGGGCCUGAUGAUCGCGUGGUCCGCAAUGGGGCUCUUCGACGUCAUGAUAUUCGUGCUCACCCUGGCGCGCACGCUCACGGGCGGGCGCCGCAGGAUACCGCUCCGGGGGAUGCACCUGAUCAGCGUGCUCAUGCGCGACGGAUGCUUGUACUUUGGUGUCAUGGUUCUGUGUAAUGUCGGGAACAUCUUGACGUUCGCUCUGGGUCAGGACCUCACCCGCGGAAUCCUCAACACACUGACCAACAUCGUCUCCUCGAUAAUGAUCUCCCGCCUGAUGCUCAACCUGCGCGACCCCGCCGUGCACCUCGCGCCCGCCUCCUCCCGCACGCGCAUCGGCAAGCGCACCCACGGCCCGGGGUACCCGCCCGGCCCGGGCGUCAGCGCCGAAUGGGGCGCGGGCGUGUUCUCGACCUACGUCGACCCCGACGACGACGCGCCGCGCGAGUACGAGUUCACGUGGGCCCCCGCGUCAGCGUCGGACCCGUCGGCGCAGACGUCGUUAGACGAGCGCUGGGCGUGA
This is a messenger RNA of Mycena indigotica, 1089 nucleotides long. RefSeq lists its product as uncharacterized. NCBI's taxonomy places the organism in Eukaryota, Fungi, Basidiomycota, Agaricomycetes, Agaricales, Mycenaceae. The record is from RefSeq and is a predicted model, not a curated record. The transcript is spliced from 14 exons. The coding region runs from base 1 to 1089 and encodes 362 amino acids.